AUGUGGGGAUUUCGCUCAUCAUCAACAUUAGCAAACAUAUUUCUCCUUCUCUUAGUUGCCAUGAACCUUUCAGUAAGCCAUGUUUCAGCUUCUAAACAAUUUCAAAAUGAGACUGAUCGUCUUGCUCUGCUUGAAUUCAAGAAUCAGAUAUACGAUGAUCCAUUUGGAGUCCUAAAGUCCUGGAACCAUUCACAACACCAUUGUCACUGGGAAGGAGUCACAUGCAGUGCCCGACAUCAAAGGGUCAUGGCCUUGACUCUAAGGGAAAAGCACUUGUCUGGAACCAUAUCUCCUCAUGUCGGAAAUCUAAGCUUCAUGAGGUUCAUCCAACUUCCGGGGAAUCAAUUCCAUGGUGAGAUUCCCCAAGAAUUUGGUCGCCUCUUCAGGCUAAGAGCCUUGAACCUGUCAAUUAAUGCACUCGUUGGAGAAAUCCCAGCAAACCUGAGCUACUGCACAGAGUUGAUAAAUAUUAGCCUACGUGACAACAAGCUAGAAGGGAAAAUUCCGAUUGAUCAGCUGAGCAAUUUGAAGAAGCUUGAAAAUUUUUAUCUUUACAAAAACAAUUUCACAGGAGAGAUUCCCUCCUCAAUUGGGAACUUAUCAUCAUUGAUCCGGAUUGGAUUCAGCUUAAACAAUCUGGAGGGAAAUUUGCCCGUGGAAAUGGGGCUCUUAAAAAGGUUAUCUUUUUUUUCAGCAGCAGAAAAUAAACUAUCUGGUAUAAUCCCUGCCUCCAUCUUUAAUAGUUCAGCCAUUAUUUCAUUUUCAGUAGCCGCCAAUUCCUUUCAUGGCAAUCUCCCAACCAACGUAGGUCACACCCUACCAAAUCUGCAAAAAUUAUAUCUUGGGGGAAACAAGUUCUAUGGAAACUUUCCGACUUCAAUCACCAAUGCUUCUGGGCUUGACGUACUCGAUCUUCCUAGAAAUAAUUUUAAAGGCCAAAUUCCAACUAAUUUAGGAGAUCUGACACAACUUAAAUUAUUAAAUCUUGCUGCUAAUUUCUUCGGCAAUAAUCCUACCGGAGACUUGGACUUUGUUGCAUCAUUGACCAACUGCAGCAAUCUAAGAAUUCUUUCCUUGAGUGCCAAUACAUUUGGAGGUAAUGUACCUAAAGUCAUGGCCAAUCUCUCACAUCAACUCACUGAAUUGUACAUGGGGUGGAAUCAACUGUCAGGAACUAUUCCAGAAGGGUUUGGACAUCUUGUCAAUUUAGAUAUCCUUAACCUUGAAGCAAACUCUCUUUUUGGGCUCAUUCCAAGAGAUUUUGCCAAAUUACAAAAUUUGCAACUUCUGAGUCUAGACCAAAAUGAGUUGUCAGGACAGAUCGUCCCCACCCUAUGCAAUGCCACUGCUCUAUACUUUCUAGAGUUAUCAACUAACCAGUUUGAAGGGGGUAAUAUAUUUGACAACGUUCUUAUGAACUGUCAAAAUUUGCAAUAUCUGGAUAUAUCUCAUAACAACUUCACUGGAAUUAUAUCACCACAAUUUUUGCAGACGCACUCAUCACUGAUGUACAUCAAAAUAGAUGAAAAUUCAUUUAGUGGUUCUCUGCCUCCUGAAUUUGGAAAGCUUAUACAUUUGGUGGAUUUCAAUGUUUCUCAAAAUCAAUUUGCUGGAGAUAUACCCAUCUCACUUGCUGAUUGUUCAAAUCUGGAGAAUCUUUUUAUGCAGGCCAAUUUUUUCCAAGGAACAAUUCCACCAAAUUUGGCUUCUUGGAAGAGCAUCCAGCAAUUAGAUCUUUCAAGUAAUAAUUUGACUGGACCAAUACCAAAAGAACUUGAGAAGCUUCAAUAUUUGAGGUACUUAAACCUUUCCUACAACGACAUCGAGGGUGAGAUACCAAACACGGGGAUUUUCAGCAAUGCAAGUCAAAUAUCAUUGAUUGGCAACAACAAACUCUGUGGAGGCAUUCCAGAAUUGGAGUUCCCUCCUUGCCCAGUGAUUAAGGGGAAAAACAGAGGAAAGCUGAAGGUUGUCAUAUUGCUGUCCAUUGUUUUACCGGCAACGCUUCUGGUUCUUGUUACAGUGUUGUUAUAUUUCUUGGUAUAUCGAAAAAGAGAAAGAAGACUGGUGGCCAGAUUCUCUAGCAUGCCUACAAGAGUCGAUAAGCUCUUGCGAGUUUCUUACCAUGAACUGCAUCGUGCAACUUCAGGAUUUUCUCCAGAAAACUUAAUUGGUUCAGGGCAUUUUGGAGCUGUCUACAAAGGCACACUAGAAAAACAUGGCAAUAAGCUUGUAGCAGUCAAAGUUCUUGAUCUUCAAAAGAAUGGGGCUUCCAAAAGUUUUAAGGCCGAGUGCAAAACAUUGAGAAACAUUCGCCAUAGAAACCUCAUCUCUAUCGUGAGUUAUUGCUCCAGUAUUGAUUCCAAGGGUGAUGAAUUCAAAGCUCUAGUCUAUGCGUUUUUGGAAAAUGGGAAUCUGGACUUGUGGUUGCAUCCUGCAGAGACAACUGAUCACUCAACAAGUCUUAAUCUUCUUCAGAAGCUAAAUAUUGCAAUUGAUGUGGCUUCAGCAUUGCAAUAUCUUCACGACCACUGCGAAGCAGAGAUUGUUCAUUGUGAUCUAAAACCAAGUAACAUUCUUCUUGACAAUGAUCUUGUUGCCCAUGUGGGUGAUUUUGGAUUGGCGAGGCUCCUCCCAAAACCCAUCAACAUAUCUUCCGAGCAAGGAACCAGCAGUACUAUUGCCAUGAAAGGAUCAAUCGGUUACGCAGCUCCAGAGUAUGGCAUGGGUCAUGCGGCAUCAACUCCAGGGGAUGUCUACAGCUACGGCAUUCUUUUACUAGAGAUGAUCACAAAGAGGAGGCCAACAGAUGAUAUGUUCAUGGAUGAGCUAGAUAUAUAUAACUAUGUUAACAGAGCUUUGCAUGAACAAGUUUCCGAGAUCGUGGACCCAUUGCAUCUUUCUGAAGGAAGAGAUGAAAACAGUAGAAUUACUCAUGGAGAGGAAACUAUUAAUGGUGGAAAAGAGAUGGAGUGCAUUAUUUCCCUACUGAAAAUUGGACUUAAGUGCUCUGCAAGAUUACCAAAUGAUAGGAUGCAUAUGAAUGAAGCUGUCAGAAAAUUACAUUUCAUUAAGGAUGUUUUCCUUAAUGUCAGGGCACAACAAGAAAAUGUUCAAGCUUAA
Molecule: messenger RNA, 3123 nt
Organism: Coffea eugenioides
Lineage: Eukaryota; Viridiplantae; Streptophyta; Magnoliopsida; Gentianales; Rubiaceae
Product: LRR receptor-like serine/threonine-protein kinase EFR
Exons: 2
Coding region: 1-3123 (1040 amino acids)
Biological process (GO): protein phosphorylation
Molecular function (GO): ATP binding; protein kinase activity; protein binding
Source: RefSeq, a predicted model, not a curated record